Drosophila willistoni is the source of this 1576-nucleotide messenger RNA. RefSeq names its product ADP-ribosylation factor-like protein 4C (gene Arl4). The record is from RefSeq and is a predicted model, not a curated record. Bases 83 to 1012 code for a protein of 309 amino acids. Gene Ontology annotation, molecular function: GTP binding; GTPase activity. Gene Ontology annotation, cellular component: cytoplasm. The transcript is spliced from 4 exons. Lineage: Eukaryota; Metazoa; Arthropoda; Insecta; Diptera; Drosophilidae. Gene Ontology annotation, biological process: vesicle-mediated transport; intracellular protein transport.
UGUUCAUUGACAAUGGCCACAUCUAGUUCGCGGAAUGGGUAGUUUUGAUCAAUAGAAAAAAAAAACAAUAAAAUUUAGUACAAUGGGGGCAACGAUGGUCAAAAAUGGCAAUUUGUUGGAUGCUCUUCCGUCGCAGGUCGGCACGUUGCACGUCGUGAUGCUGGGAUUAGACUCCGCUGGAAAAACCACGGCCCUCUACAGACUUAAGUUUGACCAGUAUCUGAACACAGUGCCCACGAUUGGAUUCAAUUGUGAAAAGGUACAAGGAACUCUCGGAAAAGCAAAGGGUGUACAUUUCCUAGUCUGGGAUGUCGGAGGACAAGAGAAAUUAAGGCCAUUGUGGCGAAGUUAUACAAGAUGCACUGACGGCAUAUUAUUUGUUGUAGACUCUGUAGAUACGGAGCGUAUGGAGGAAGCAAAAAUGGAACUAAUGCGCACAGCGAAAUGUCCAGAUAACCAGGGAGUGCCAGUGCUUAUUUUGGCGAAUAAACAAGAUCUUCCAAAUGCUUGUGGCCCAAAAGAUCUUGAAAAGCUCUUGGGACUGCAUGAGCUGCAUAUUUCACACAUGCAAAGUCUUCCUCUCGUGAGCUCGGGCUCAUCAUCGACAGGGAACUUAAUGGGCUAUAAUGCACCAAACCAAAGUUAUAUGGAGAAUGAAAAGGAUCCCAGCCAAAAUUCAUCACACAUGUCACCAGCUCCCGACGAGGGAAGAACCGUAUCAUCACAUUCAUUACAUUCCUGCCAUGACGUCGAUGGCAAAGACAAACCUCUACAUAGUACACAGACAUCGACAUCGUCAUCGGUGCCGCCGCUGACAACGACAAAUAGCGGCUCCCAUUUUACAGUGAAGGCUCAUAGUAUAAUAGAAUCGAAGUCUGUGCAGCUAAAGGGAUGGUAUAUACAACCAGCGUGCGCUAUAACUGGAGAAGGAUUGCAGGAGGGAUUAGAUGCAUUAUAUGACAUGAUUUUAAGGCGACGAAAAUUGAAUAAAACUCAUAAGAAAAAGCGGUAGUAAAAAUAUCAGAUAGUGCCUGUCUAAAAGCGUGUACCAAUUAAGGAUAAUUUAGCACAGUUUAAUAAACGCAUGCACAAAUAUCGUAUGUUCAUACACUUAAAUACAUGUAUGUACAUACAUGUCAAUGUUUAAAAUGAGAGUGUCUCUGAACUGGGGAACUAUUUGCGCGAGUGUCUAUUCCUGGCUAAUUAGUUUGGAUUAAUUUAUCCUAAUCAAAUAUCAAAAUUAUGAACAUACGCAUAAAUUUAUCGAAAUGUGGAUAUGUCGUGCAGUAAGUUACAACAUAUCUAAUAUGUAAACAGUUCAUUUACUGAUUUUUGGCAACAUUUUCUUAUAAUCAGAUAAUAAUUUAAAUUCAUUCAUGAAUGAGGGAAUGCUAAAACGGAUAGGCAGACGUCUGCUAGCCGUUGAUAAUAACAGUCUCUACUGUUAUUUAGAUGUCAUUACAUAAAUUGUUUCUGUACGGUAAAAGGGGAUUCGUUUUUGUCAAGUAUUUUAAGAUACUGUCUUGCCUAGUUGAUCGAAUUUGACACUCGCAAUAAAAUGAUUUGUUGAAUAAAA